GAUUUUACCAUAAAUAAAAUAAUUUUUUGACAUGCUAUGAUGUUCCAAUUCCAUGAAAGUUGGGAUUUGAGAAAGAGGCCGAAACUGCAAAAGUGAUACGUGGAGGGAAAUUUUAUGGAAAAAAUAUUACUACUCCAUAGCGGCUAGUACUCCCUAUAAGAAGACCCCAAAACACUGACCUUAGCUCACACAAAAACUAAUACAAAUUCCGAACACUUCACUUUCAGAAUUUUGGCUUUAAUAAUCAUGGGAAACUCAGUACAAAAACUAGACCAAAAUCAAGAAAUAGAAUUGCCAGUAACUGAAUUACCAGAUGAGUCUGAAUCAUUCACCUGCGAAAUUUGUAUUGAGCCUAUGUUAUUACCCAACAAAAAAUUCAAGAAUCAAAAUCGCUGCGUUCAUCCCUUUUGUAUCGACUGUAUGGUAAAAUACAUCUCCGUUAAACUCGAAGACAACGUUGGCAAAAUUCCCUGUCCAUCUCUAAGUUGUGACCAAUUUUUGGACCCAAUUUCUUGUCGGAAUCUUGUGGGUCCCCAUCUGUUUGUUAAGUGGUCGGACGUGUUGUGUGAGUCUUCUGUUCUAGGGGUACCACAGUGUUACUGUCCGAAUGGGAAUUGCUCUGCUUUGAUUUUGGAUGAGUGUGGAGGGAAUGCGAAGCGUUCGAAGUGUCCAAAUUGCAAGAGGAAUUUUUGCUUUCAGUGUAAGCUUCCAUGGCAUGCUGGAUUUGCGUGUGAAGAGAAUAGGGAAUUGAGGGAUGCAAACGACGUCGUUUUUGGUGUGCUUGCUGAGCGUAAGAAGUGGAAAAGGUGUCCACAGUGUCGCCAUUUUGUUGGACUUAGGGGAGGUUGCAAAAUUGUUAAAUGCAGGUGUGGUGCCGAUUUCUGCUACAGCUGUGGAAAAAGAGUUUAUCGACACGGGUGUAAUUGUGAGACUGCUUCCUGGUUCGACAGAUUGAUCGACGGGAUUUUUUGCAUUAUUCUUGUUAUUCUAGCUAUCCUUUUCAUCUGGUGGAUUUUAAAAAAUAGUGAAAAGACUUGUGUAUAGAUAUUUGCUUUGAGGUUCAGUGAGAAAUAUUAUAAAUUUUUUGCUUCAGUGUAUGCACUUGAGGGUGAAAAUAUAGCAUAAACAAGAAUACAAAUCUCAAGAAGUUUGAACAGAUGGAAUCUAAGUAUAAAGUUCUCAUAUAUUCUUGACUUGCUAA
Capsicum annuum is the source of this 1201-nucleotide messenger RNA. RefSeq names its product E3 ubiquitin-protein ligase RSL1. The transcript is spliced from 2 exons. Gene Ontology annotation, biological process: ubiquitin-dependent protein catabolic process; protein polyubiquitination; positive regulation of proteasomal ubiquitin-dependent protein catabolic process. NCBI's taxonomy places the organism in Eukaryota, Viridiplantae, Streptophyta, Magnoliopsida, Solanales, Solanaceae. Gene Ontology annotation, cellular component: ubiquitin ligase complex; cytoplasm. The record is from RefSeq and is a predicted model, not a curated record. The coding region runs from base 247 to 1044 and encodes 265 amino acids. Gene Ontology annotation, molecular function: ubiquitin conjugating enzyme binding; ubiquitin protein ligase activity; zinc ion binding.